Magnolia sinica is the source of this 1885-nucleotide messenger RNA. RefSeq names its product la-related protein 6B. Gene Ontology annotation, cellular component: nucleus. Gene Ontology annotation, biological process: RNA processing. Lineage: Eukaryota; Viridiplantae; Streptophyta; Magnoliopsida; Magnoliales; Magnoliaceae. Bases 100 to 1575 code for a protein of 491 amino acids. The transcript has 9 exons. Gene Ontology annotation, molecular function: mRNA binding. The record is from RefSeq and is a predicted model, not a curated record.
GCUUCAGCGCCCGUGUCCGACUGAGAAAUUCUCUCCACUUUUCAUCUGCCCUAACGGGCUCUGUAGAAAUAUUUCCAAAACCCUAGAAAGAACGGAAAAAUGGCCCAAGAAUCCCUCCAAGAAAACCUAGAAUCUUCAAUUGAAUCCGACGAUCGGAUAGCUGUCGCUGAUGAUCGAUCCUCGCCGUCGGAACCUGUUGCUGCCGCCACUGCUUCCGCUCCUUCUCUCGGUCGCAGUGUUUCUUUCAGCCGGCUCAAUGCUCGGGCGCCCGAGUUCGUCCCACGGGUAACGAAUCGGGUUGAUCUGCCGCAGCAACAGCCGCCACCGCGGAUCGCGAUCCCUCAACCACCCAUCCCGGUGGUGCAUGUCUACCCAUCACCGAAUUCUCCAUUCCACGCUCCGCCCAUGCAGAGCCACGGAUCGGUUCAGUACUAUGGCGGAUUCGGAGACGGCGAUGGUGCCCAGGCGCCGCCGCAUCUGGAGCCUGCUCCGGUGAGAGACAGCCUUUCGGAGGAAGUCACGCAGAAGGUCGUGAAUCAGGUGGAAUACUACUUCAGCGAUGUGAACUUGGCUACUACUGACCAUUUGAGGAGAUUCAUCAAUAAAGAUCCAGAGGGAUUUGUGCCGAUAUCAGUCGUUGCAGCUUUUAAGAAGAUUAAAGCUCUUGUCAGCAGUAAUCCCCUGCUCGCAAAAGCUCUUCGGACCUCAUCAAAGCUUGUUGUCAGUGAAGAUGGAAAGAAAGUUAGAAGACAGCAUCCAUUCACUGAUGCAGAUGUGGAAGAGUUGCAGGUUAUCUUCAUUUUUUUUUUUUGUUUGUUGUCUCCACUUGUUUCCAUUUGCGCUGAUGAUGUUGGCUCGUCUGUACUUCUCUGUAUGCAGUCUCGCAUUGUUGUUGCUGAGAAUCUUCCUGAAGAUCAUUCUUAUCAAAACCUCAUGAAGGUUUUCUCAGUUGUUGGAAGUGUGAAAGCAAUUCGUACCUGUCCUCCUCAGACCACCAAUGGUGCAGUUCCUGGUGCAUCUAGAUCAGGAAAAAUGGACAUGCCCUUCAGUAACAAGUUGCAUGCAUUUGUGGAAUAUGAGACUGUUGAGCUAGCUGAGAAAGCAGUUGCUGAGCUAAACAAUGAGAGGAACUGGAGAAGUGGCCUCAAAGUUCGACUACUGCUUAGACGCACGACGAAGCCUGCCCGAGGGAGAAAAAUGGGGCAUGAAAGUGACUGGAAUGGUGAGGAGGAGGAUGUGUCCACAUCUGAGCAGCCAAAUGAGAAGCAACCAGAGGAUCCUCAACCAUCUGAAUCAUCACACGAGCAUGCCGUGGAGGAGGGUCUCAAUGGUCAUAACGACAAGGAGGGUGGAGCAAGGAGAGCAGGGCGAGCCCGUGGCCGUGGCAAGGGUCGUGGGCGGGGUCAGCACCAUAAUAACCGUGGAGGCCAUGCAGUGGGCACUCCCCCUUCGAAUAACUCGAUUCAAAAUGACCAGCCAGCAGUAUCUAAGCAACCUCCCGGGCCCCGCAUGCCUGAUGGCACACGGGGAUUCACCCUUGGCCGAGGGAAGCCACUCGGUGUUACCACAGCCUAAAAAGUCUUCAUUUAUCUUAAGUAGAGAUCACAUUAUAUAUUGCACCUGUUCUGUGUGUUUGUGGGUGUUGAUGGCAGGGUUUUAGAGGCGGCUGUCCAUCCUUCAAAGCAGGAAUGGCUGGGAUUCCUUUGAUGAGUGCUGUGGUUUUAAAAACGUAAGAAGCAUGCAAGCUGGUUUUGGUGUUUGAUUUUGUUAGCUAUUUUAAUGUAAAAAAGAAAAAAAAAAAAAAAGGGGAACACGUGAAGACUUAUACCUAUAUCAUGUGUAGCUGAGGAUGUUAUAUUCGAAUGCAAAUAGGGUUUUUUUUUUU